Lathyrus sativus (Indian pea) is the source of this 1077-nucleotide messenger RNA. Lineage: Eukaryota; Viridiplantae; Streptophyta; Magnoliopsida; Fabales; Fabaceae. The record is from the annotation of a GenBank genome assembly.
AUGGCUCCUAAUAACCAACAUUCUAAUGGAAAUCACGAUGAUGCCCUCGAAUUUUGCACCCAGGUAACAGGUUCAAUUGUUCUUCCAUUCGCUUUAAGAACAGCCAUUGAUCUUGGUGUUUUUGACAUCCUAGCCAAAGCUGGCGAUGGCGCAGAACUCUCUGCACAAGACAUUGCUAUUCAGAUUGGAACCAAAAAUCCAGAAGGACCAACAAUGUUGGAUCGUGUUCUUUGCUUCUUGUCAAGUCACUCUAUUCUAAACUCAUCCGUUCCUCAACAUCCUAAAAGCCUUCAAAGAUUCUAUAGCCUCUCUAAUCGGGCCAGGUUUUUUGUCCCCGAUUCCGAUGGCGUCUCAUUGGGACCAACAUUAGCAUUGCUUCUCGACAACGUCUUCUAUCAGAGCUGGAGUGAAUUGAAGGGAGCGAUUAUGGAAGGAGGUGUACCGUUCGAUAGGGUUCAUGGAAUGAAUGCAUUUGAGUAUCCACGUGUCGAUCCAAAGUUCAAUGAGGUUUUCAACAAAGCUAUGGUUUGCACAACUACGAUAAAUAUGAAGAUGGUUCUUAAUUGUUAUAACGGUUUUGAGAAUAUAAAUAAGCUCGUCGAUGUUGGUGGUGGUCUUGGAAUUAAUCUCAAAUUAAUUAUAUCAAAAUAUUCUCAUAUUAAAGGAAUUAAUUUCGAUUUGCCUCAUGUUGUAGAACAUGCACCUUCCUACCCAGACGUGGAACAUGUGGGAGGAGAUAUGUUUGAAAGUGUACCGUCCGGAGAUGCAAUUUUUAUGAAGUGGAUACUUCAUGAUUGGAGCGAUGAACAUUGUUUGAAGCUGUUGAAAAAUUGUUACAAAGCAAUUCCUGAAGAUGGAAAGGUUAUUGUGGUGGAUGCAGUUCUUCCUAUAUUGCCAGAAACAAAUGCAGUUGCUAAGACUGGUUACAUGUCAGAUCUUAUAAUGUUGACACAAAACCCAGGAGGAAAAGAGAGAAAUGAGAAUGAAUUUGAGGAAUUGGCAAAAGGAUCUGGGUUUAGUGGUGUCAAACAUGUAUGUUCUGUGUCUGGAUUAGUGGUUAUGGAGUUCUAUAAAUAG